Linum trigynum is the source of this 6444-nucleotide messenger RNA. Lineage: Eukaryota; Viridiplantae; Streptophyta; Magnoliopsida; Malpighiales; Linaceae. The record is from the annotation of a GenBank genome assembly.
GUCAACUAAGUUUCUUCACUCUCCACUUCAUAAUAUCAACUUCAGUCUAAACAAUUAGAAAGAACAAAUUAUACAUGUCUCCACAAACAUAAAUCAAAUUAGUUGUUUAAGAAGAUAUAUUAUUUAGAAUAUUAAAUAUAUACUGGGAAAGUAAUUAUAUGUGUGUGAGCUGGUACCCAUGGGGCAGGUUUACCUACCCAAACCCAACCCGACCCGGUGAAUAGUGUAGCGGAUUUAAACCCAAACCCGACCCAAAACCCGUCAACACGGGUUUUACCCACGUUGACCUGUUGGGUCGGGUGGGUACCCGUGGGUUCGGGUUUUGUUGCCAUCCCUAAGGCCAGAUUGUUAGGAGAAGCUACUGAUAUACAUUCUCAAUCUCCGAAAUAUGUAUUAAUUUGUUCAAGUAUAGUGAAAUUGAGCUCUCCUGUCCGUGGAUUAGCUAACAAACAAUGUAUUAGUGAACUAUGUUUUUUUUUUUACUUUCUUACAUUAUUGAUUUUCUAAUCGGUUCUAACAUAAUGUAUUCAAGUUUUUUUAUGAAUAAAAUGUAUUCGAGCUUUGUGUUGAACCUUUAUAUAAUAAUUAACACAAAAUGGACAUUGAGAAGUGGGAAAAAAAAGAAGUUUAAAUGACUAACCCAUAUUUAUGCAUUAUAAAGUUAGGUGUUUCAAUUCGAAUUGGUUAAACAUACAACUAAUAACCAAAAGAGUUACAAGACAAAUGAAAAAAGUAUUAUCCAUAUUAUAGUAAGGAAUUCCCUCAUAAAGCUAAUAAUAAACCACAACAUUGGCAUCUCUUUAGUUGUGCUAUACAUCCUUUGUGGGAGAGAUUCAACUAUGGAUUAUAUACCACUUAUUAACACAUCUUUCAAACGAAAGUCAAUUAAAAAAAAGAUUGAAAUUUGCACAUUCUUCAAAAUACCACUUGCUUAAUAAUAAGGUCACCGGGAUACAAACAAAAGAUUUCUCGGUCACAGGAAGGCUCAGAUAUCAUCUCAUAAAUCAACUGGAUCCAACAACUCAAAGCGUCGGAAAAUAUUCAAUAAUGGAUCUUAUAUUACGUACUGAAAAACCCUCCCAUAAACCAAAAUGUGAACUUGAAGGACUUUGUUGACUCAAUUUGAAUUGAUGGACUUGAUAAUCCAACACAGAGAAAGUUGAGGUUCUAAUUAGAUCAAUCAAACACUAUACUGUUGUUUUCUUAGCAACACCUAGUUAGCCAUUACUUUGGUUGGUUUUACAACUAAUCAGGAAGAGGAGUCAGAUGUCAAAAUUUGCAAACUCAACCAAUCAUUUCUCAGCCACCACAGGCAAUUAGGCAAAGGCAAAUACAGACAGGCUGUUGUUCAAACUUCAAAGAAGGGAAAAAAGCUGGAUCCACCAGCCAGCAAGGAAAAAAGGGUUGAGAUAACGAAAAUCAAAGGAUGGGGAAAGAGAAAAGUGUCGCCAUUACAAUCAAAAUUAUAGCAUUCUAUUCAUUCAUUGUGUGUUGUACACAGCCUUGUUUUCACUUUUCAGGCGGAGCUACCUGCAGGCCGGCCGGCCGGCGACAAGGAAAGACGGCUGCGUUACCUUACAAAAAAGAAUAUCAUUAUGUGUAUUGUUUUUUAGCCCGAAGAAGCAAGGUAUAAUUUGGACACACAUGAGCUCAAUCUGGAUUUUGAGUUUCCAUUCUUCUUUCGUUUUUUUCCCUCACGGAGGACAUGUCUAGGUGAAGCGUUUUAUCAGACUAAUCACGCGGUUUUGAAAUUAUAAGUUGAACAUUUGAAUAUUGAUGUUAUACAUAUGAGUGUGUUUGAAUUGUUACUAUAUCUUGUAUUCAAGUACGGACAUUUAUGCUGGUGUAAUGUUAUAUGUUAUUAUCAUGCGUUAUAUAAGAUUUGAUAUUAUUUAUAAAUGUGUGAACAAUAUAAUAACUUUUUUCAUAUAUCCGAACGGAACCGAAUUAAAGCGAUCAGACCAUUAACUCUCAACCCACUUACUCAAUCAGACCAUCGGGCUAAACCAGAUCGACAAACUUGCAUAAAAUGGACAUUGAAAAUUGAAAAAAAAAACGAGAACUUUAAAUGAAGACCCAAUAUUGAUGCAUUUUAAAUUUAGGAAUUUAAAUUAGAAUAAGAUCAAAGUACGACUAAUAACCCAAAGAACUACAAAGCAAAUGAAAUAUGUACUAUCCCUAGAGUAAGUAAGGAAUUGCCUAAUAAUAAAAGCUAAAUAAUAUAUCACAACAUUGGCCUCUGUUUUGUUGUGUUCCAAACUAGGGUGGGAAACGGUUCCCGGAUUUCAAUUUAAUCGAAAAUCGAACCGUUUAAAUCAGUCUAGUUGCAACUAAAUAAUUAGAUUUGAUUUCCAGUCGAGAGAAGCAGCUAAAUAACCGUCCCUGUCCGGUCCGAUUUAAACCAGAAAACCCCAACAAAUCUACGAUCGGUCCGUGAUCCCUGGAUGCCGAAUGCGUCUUACUUACUGUUCUUUUGAUCUUUUCUUUGCAACACCUAGCUAGCCCAUUACUUUUGUUGGUUUACAACUAAUGAGGAAGAGGAGUCAGAUGUCACAAAUUUGCAAACUCAACCAAUCAUUUCCCAGCCAGCACAGGCAAAAUACAUCCAGGCUGUUGUUCAAAGAUGGGGAAGGAGCCCAAAAAAAAAAAAAAAAGUCCUCUGUUUUGUUAUAUGUCAUACACGUGCGUUGUUGUUAUUACGUAAAUGACAUUUUGCAACGACUGCUGGAACCCAACAAAUAAAAGGUGGUGAAAAAGCUGGAUCCUCCAGCCAGCUGCGAGGAAAAAAAUGGGUUGAGAAAUAACGAAAAUCAAAGGGAUGGGGGAAAGAGAGAAGUGUCGCAAUUACAAUCAAAAUUGUGGCAUUUUCUAUUCAUUCAUUGUGUUGUUGUACACAGCCUUGUUUUCAGGGCGGAGCAACCGGCCGGCCGGCGACAAGGAAAGACGGCUGCGUUAUCUUACAAAAAAGAAUAUUAUCAUGUCUGUUGUUUGUUUUAGCCGCAAGAAGUUAAGGUAUUUGAUUUGGGUUAUUUAGUGGUAUGUGACGAUUGAAAUACACUUUUUAUACGAUUUUACAAUCGUUAGUUUCAUAAAAUGGGAUAGAUUUGUCGGUAAUGUUACUACUAACACCGCUUUGAGUGCAGCCAAGCAAUCUUUCAGAACUUCAUUCUAUACGAGUAAAAGAGUUACAGAGGAGAGAAGGUUGUGUUUAAUUUUGUUAACAAAGGGAAGAAAAAAAAAUGAGAACAUUGAUGGAGCCACAUAUUUCUUCGAUGGUAUUUGAUGAUAAGAUAACAAAUAUAAAUAAAUUUUUAAUUAAUAUACAUGUAAUUCCAUCUUUUUUCUUAGCAAAGAGAUGAACUUGAACUUAUAACUUAAAAGGAGUGUGAUUAAUGAUGAAAACAAUUCCAGCACAACAUAAACAAGUAACACCGGUAAUUUUAGCUCUUCCCUAUUAACCUUAAAAAAUAAAAUGUCACCAACAACAACGUAAAAAAAACAUGAAACCGACGAAUUAUUUUGCUACGCAAAAGCAAGUUUAUCAAAGCAAAACUUGUAGUAUAGUGGUACAAGUUCAUAACCUCAGGCAUCAACUAUCAAGGUGCUUUAGUACCCAAAUCCGGAUUAUUAUCUAGUCGAUUAGAGGGGUAUGUGUAAAUUACUAAAUAUAAUCAUUUUCCAGUUUUAUUAUGGGUUAAUACCCUAGUUUGGUCCGAAGUUUGGCGUAAGUGACAAUUGUGGCCCGACUUUUCUAAUAAGACAUUUAUGGCCUACUUUUCAAACUAUUGGACAAAUUUGGCCCAAAAUUUUACUUAACCGUUAAUAUUGACGGUCAAACACUAUUCCGUUAGUGACUCAUCAAAAAGUAGCUGAUGUGGCUUGCCACAUCAUUAAAUAAUAUGAUUUUAAUUUUGUUAUUCGGUUAAAAUAAAAAUAAGAUAUAAAAUUGAAGCCCUCUUAUUAUCCAAAAUCCCCAAAGCCCAUCCAAACCCUAAUUUCAUUUUUUUUCCACCGCCUCCACUUUGUCCUCCCCUUCUCCUCCUCGCAGUCGCCACCACCAUCGUCGUCCCCGCCGCCGAGUUCCAAGCCUUGAAUGCCUUCAAGCUCGCCCUCCACGACCCACUUGGUGCCCUGGACUGCUGGGACCCUUCCAUCCCACUCGCCCCUUGCGACUGCCGCGGCGUCACUUGCUCUUCCUCCAGCCACUCGCCCAGCUCCGCCGCCUCAGCCUCCACUCCAACAACUUCAAUGGCUCCAUCCCUUCCUCUCUCUCCCACUGCUCACUCCUUCGCGUCGUUUAUCAGCUGUACAACUUUCCCUCCGACGAGCUCCGGCUUCCCUCCUCACCAAUCUCCAAAUUAUCACCGUCUCUCACAAUCUCCUCCCUGGGAUAGUUGCUAUCAGAGGAGGAAGAAAGGGGGUUAAGAAUGGGAAAGGUUUGCUCGUGGUGGACUAUUCGACUUCCCUUUUCAUUUUUUUUAUUUUUAAAUGAUAUUGACUAGUCUAGUCAACAGUGAGUGCUGAGUCGUUAAUGGAGAAAAUGAUUGACCGUCAAUUCUGACGGUCAAACCGCUUCAUAGGCCAAAUUUGUCCAAUAAUUUGAAAAGUAGGUCAUAAAUGUCUUAUUGAAAAAAUCGGGCCACAAUUGUCACUUACAAAACUAAGGUAUUAACCCUUUUAUUAUUGGUGCAAAGCAAAUUGAAAAUGAUUUUUGUCCCACCCUAUCGAUGACGUGGAAAUAAGAUGGAAGGGCCGAGUGGGACUAAUCUUAUACAGGCCUACGGGCCCAAGGAAAUAAUACGCCGCAAGGGCCCUGCAGUGCUUAUCGUUGUUUCUGGGGCAGAGCGAGCAAAGGCUGAACAGCCCAUGAGGAGGCCCAGUUAAUCUUAAAUUCCUAGCCAGCCUCACCCAUUUUUUUUUAAUUUUCAAGUGAACUUGUACUUUCAGUUAUGAAAAUAUUUCAAAAUAAAUGAAGAAAAGACUACUAUACAAAAUGAAUGAUGAGUUUCUCGGUGAUGAUUUAGUCAUCUAUAUUGAACAAAAGAUUGUUUAGUUUACUUUAUAUGCUAUUUUGAGCGAUUUCAAUGAUCUCGAAAUAAAAAUUGUGCACUUCUAAAAUAAUUAUAAAUUGAUAUUUUUAUUUAAUUAUUUACGUCUCGGCUCUAAAAUUCUAGCUUAAACUCUAGGGUAUGACAUACCUUGAGUAGGAAAACGCUAUCUGGACCUCGAAUUAAUCGGAUUUUUAGGCAUGAUACUAUACCCUAACCCUUGAUAAGUGAACCCUAGGUCUUAGUUUUCUAAAUCAUAUAGCCUAACCUCUAAGAUUUUGCAUGUAAUUUGUUGCAUAUAUUUCGAUGAAUCAUAACCGUCGAUUCUUAUUUCUAAUUAAAAUGAUAUUAGUGUCUGAAAUUUAUAGAAUUAAGACCUAGAUUUUAAUCUUUAAAGGUUUGAAAAUAGUACCAAAUGUCAAACUCCUGUCAAUUCGAGGUCUAUAUAUAAUACAUGACACUAAACAUAAAUUACCACCUGCCCAAAGGGGGUCCAAGCGAUCUAAAUCAAGGAAUUGGUUAUUGUAAUUGUUUUUUAUAAAAAUAUCAUAAACUGUGAUGGACGAAUCAAUCCAAUGGAUGAGCCAGUAUGAAGUCAGGAAGGGCUAUAGCCCCUCAAAUUUGAAAUAUAUGAUAAAAUUACAUAUGAAAUUUGUAACAAUUAAUUUUAGAAAAUAGAGCAAUCGAUAAGACUUUAACCUUCAGGCUUCCUCUCGCCAUUAAUGAUGUAGAGUAAUCAUUAAGGCCUUACCCCUCUCCAAAUUAACGGGAGUUCAAAUCAUUCUCUUAUUCUGUCAUAAAUCAGUUGGUCCCAAUAACUCGAGUUGUUGGGAGAAGGUUAUGCUGGAUCUUAUACAGGCUCGUGUAUGGUACUUAAGCACUUCCUUACAAGUCCCCUCAAACGAAAGCCGACCCAUGGGCUUGAAGUUUGCACAGGCCCGCCAUACCAUUUGCUUGAAGACAACGGUUAAUAUUGGGGGUCGUGAGGACUUGAACACGUGACCUCAAGGACAAACCAACUCUGAUACCAUGUCAUAAACCAGUUGGUCCCAAUAACUCGAGUUGUUGGAAGAAAGUUAUGUUGAAUCUUAUACAGACCCGUGUAUGAUACUUAACCACUUUCUUACAUAUUCAGAUUCGCGACUCCACGUCUCCACCACAAAGUAAUGAAUAAACUAAGCUUGUUUUCCAGAAUGAAAAUGGAGUCAGAGUUGAUCACGUGCAUGGCCAAGAAAAUUUAUAAGUUUUGAAUUAAUCAAAGCCGCCGUGAUUACCGCCAACCCUUUACCUCCAUCCUUUUUCGUUAUAUUAUUAAAUCUUUUGAUCGACAACCAAGCAACCAAAAGGUUUGAUUUCAUCAUGAUCAUGGUGGAAUUAAUCAAUAAUUAAUCGAAAA